Aplysia californica (California sea hare) is the source of this 2856-nucleotide messenger RNA. Its product is annotated as signal recognition particle 19 kDa protein. The coding region runs from base 117 to 620 and encodes 167 amino acids. Gene Ontology annotation, molecular function: 7S RNA binding. The transcript has 5 exons. The record is from RefSeq and is a predicted model, not a curated record. Gene Ontology annotation, biological process: SRP-dependent cotranslational protein targeting to membrane; SRP-dependent cotranslational protein targeting to membrane, signal sequence recognition. Lineage: Eukaryota; Metazoa; Mollusca; Gastropoda; Aplysiida; Aplysiidae. Gene Ontology annotation, cellular component: signal recognition particle, endoplasmic reticulum targeting.
CCAGAGUUACGUACCUUUUAGACAGGUUGAGCUGUGGUGACUGUGAGUGAAUGUACCACACGGCUGUGCUACAAUAUUGUGUUUUGCCUCACAGAUUGAAGCUUUGACAUCAAAGUAUGGCAACUGCAGCACCCUCCAGCGCAAAUGUCCCUAGCCAACCAAGGCCUUGGAAUCCAGAUUCUAAAUUUAAACAUAUAGACAGAGAGAGAUGGAUUUGUGUCUACCCAGCCUAUCUCAACAGUAGAAAAACUCUCAAAGAAGGUCGCAAAGUUCCAAAAGCAAAGGCUAUCGAUAACCCUGUGUGUGCUGAGAUCCGAGAUGUGUGUGCAGCUGCUGGGCUCACUCUUGGCGUAGAGAAUAAAGUGUACCCCCGUGAGAAGGACCCACGAGAUGUCAAGUUCCGAGGUCGUGUGAGAGUGCAGCUCAAGAAUGAGGAUGGCACCCCGGCUCUUUCACAGUUUCCUGAUCGCACGACGUUGUUGUUGUACCUGGCAGACACCAUCCCCAAGUUGAAGACUCGCCAGCAGUCGCAGGCCAGCAGCUCAUCACAGCAGCAGCAGCAGCAGCAACAACAGCAGCAGUCAUCUAAAGGCGGGCAGAAAAAGAAAGGAAGAAAAUAGUUCGAUUAUCGCUGUAUUCAACUUACCUAUUAUGGAGUCUGCUCGAAAAUGUUAGUUCUGUAUGAAUGCUGUGACUGAUUGAGUAGACGGUGCAUUUGGUCCCUUUACAUUGUUUUGUAUUUCCUUGGAUGUGGGUGUUAUAUAAAUGUAAACCUGCAAAAAAAAUGGAGAAAAAAAAAACUCGUGUCUGUUUUGUGAGUUUAUUAUAACGAGACAGACGUGUUCUCUCUUUUAGAUCUUUUCUUUUUAUAUUGUUCUGGAUGAUUAGCUAAAAUAGUUAGCUGGUGGAAAUUUGAGGCCUUAAUACUUACAGUACCACAGGCUUAUCGAGUGAAAAACCCUUAAGUACCUCACCAUUUUAGAAGCCACCAAAACAAUCAGGUUAGAUUGCAGAAAAGUAAAUUGAAACAAAAGUUAUCGACAGAGUAAGAUUGAAUUUUCAAGAUAUAAUAUACUAAGAAAUGAAAUUAGUUUACAAAAAACUAUUCUGUGACAUAAAGACAUCAUUUGGCCUGGUGGCUAUUUUAAAUAUUAAAGAGUUUGUGGCUGAAUACACGAAUGCUAUGGGUUAUUUGAGAUUAGGUGGUAUGAAAUGAUAGGAAAUUGACAGAAUUUUGUACAAACAUGCAAUUUAUAUGUAAAUUUGUCAGUUUGUUUGCACGUAUGUCUGAAUUGUAGCUCAUAGAAUGAAAUAAAGGAUCGUGCAAUGUAAUUACUAUUUUGCUGAUUUUAUUUUCGACACUGCUAUUUUUACAGGGUCUUUGCUUUUCAGUAAGACCAAUAAUGUGGGUAAUAAAGAGUAGUGAAGUCCACUAACCUUGUUGCCACAGGCGACACAUGAAUCUUUACAGUUUUGGCGGGUAUAUCGUCAAUUUUAAGGUUGUUAUUGCUACUUUCACUUGGGCCCCCAAAGCCUUUCGGGCAGGAGCAUAGUCCUGGACUUUGUGGGUAUAAUCGAAAGCCUGGAACAAUACACGAAGGAAUGUUACAUACAUCCUUUGCAGAAAUAAGAGCACAUUUUUACACACUUUGGCUUGUGCUUUGGAUUUUCAAUAAAGUCGCAGACGGUACUAAAAGUGUCAAUUCUCAAACCAACUAAUGGGAUGCAUGAAAAAUAUAUGAGUGAGUAGUCAAAUGAGCAAUAUUUAAGUCAAAGUAUGUUGAGUUUGAAUUUUUCCACAUUUUCUUCUAAAUCAAUAGGUGUUGUAUUCUGUUCUUUCAAGGGAAUGAUAUUGCACUUCAGUUUCUGAAUGAUCUGGUUUAUAUAUGUGAAUGAAAGCUGUUGUGUUUUUAUGUGUUUGAAAUGAUGAUACAUGCAAGUGGAAAGUAAGGAGAAGAUGGGAAAUGUGCGUUUUUGGACAGGGUGAAUGUUUUGUGCAUGUCGUCAGGUGCUAGUGGUAAGUGUCCACUAGUUUGAUCAUACAAUAUAUGUUAUAAAGUGAAAGUGAUGCUCGAAGUAUUAGUGUACUGUUUUUUUCUUCAGGGUUUUUUUGUGGUUGUUUUAUCACACUUUUUGGAACUUGGGUUUAUUUCAUUCAGCAGAAUAUUAUAAUGCAUGUUACUAUUUGUUCUUUUUAAAAUUUAAAAACAUUUCUUAACAUGUGGUUUAAAAAUACAAAAAGUAAUGUUUUUCUUAACCCUAUCCGUACGUUGUGUUUUACUAUCGUAUCACUACGACAUGGGGAACUCUGUGACGCCACUUUCGAAAGAGGAAAUUUACUUGUUAAUCCGAUCCCUGCGCUUUGCAUAGCAGCCUGUCAAAAUGAUUUUUUUUUUAAAUACUGAAAGUUUCAAAGAGAUCUUUGAAUAAGAAAUAUUCUGAAAUGUGAAGAAUACAACCCCGUGAGUACAAAAUAACCCCAGGGCGUACGUAUAGGGUUAAUAUAUGAAUUAUAAUAAAUUCCAUUCAUUUUAUAUUUGGGUGACGGCUGCUCUUUGAUUAGAACACGUCUUUCCUUUCUUGUUAUGACAAUAUGAAUAACUGGUGGAAACAUGACGUGUUUUAUCCUUCAUGACUAGUUCUCUUUUUAAAAAAGUUUUCUUUCACUCGCCGGCUGUUCUGGUGUGCUGAGCCCAAAACUUUAAUGGAGUCCCCCGGCUUUGUCAAUCAAAGAGGAUGAUGUGUGAAAGAGUUCAAAAUGUAUACAUAUUUAUUAAUAUUAAUGAAGGCAGUAUGGCGUGUUCAUUGAAUAAGCUGUAUUGUGAAUGAAUAAAAUAUAUGUGUAAUCUGAAAUUU